Messenger RNA from Chaetomium fimeti, 1140 nucleotides. RefSeq names its product Intradiol ring-cleavage dioxygenase. Gene Ontology annotation, molecular function: oxidoreductase activity, acting on single donors with incorporation of molecular oxygen, incorporation of two atoms of oxygen; ferric iron binding. The transcript has 4 exons. NCBI's taxonomy places the organism in Eukaryota, Fungi, Ascomycota, Sordariomycetes, Sordariales, Chaetomiaceae. The record is from RefSeq and is a predicted model, not a curated record. Bases 1 to 1140 code for a protein of 379 amino acids.
AUGAUCGGGUUCGCCCUCGCAAGUCUCCUCAUAGCUGGAGGCUUGGUAUCAGCACACGGGCCUGGUCAUGACCAUGCCCGUGAACGCGCCGAGCGCCGGCAAUUCCUCGAUAUCCACACCAAUAGUCUGGAUCACUGCUCGAGCAAGCAUUUGGCUGGCGGUCUUUAUCAGCGUGCCGCUCAGAGGCGCGAGCUUCGAGCCCGCUCGUUAAUGGCGCCCUCGUCGCUUCAAUCCCUGAAAGCAAGACAAACCUCAUCACUGGGAAAAUCUCACAAGUCUGACAAAGACUUUGACGCUUCCACUGAUCCUAAAGAAGUCUUUGCGGGAAACAACUCCUGCGUUCUCAAUCCCGAGACAACGGAAGGACCUUUUUACAUUCUUGGUGAAGACGUUCGGAGCGAACUCGUCGAAGAUCAACAAGGAGUUCCGCUGCAUCUCGACAUUCAGCUUAUCGACGUCGACACGUGCGAACCGAUAGAAGGGACUUUCAUUGAGAUGUGGAAUGCCAACUCGACUGGAGUCUACUCCGGCGCUCUCGCCACCGUCAACGGCAUUGGUAUGUCUGACUUGGCCAACCUCAACCGAAGCUUCCUCCGGGGCUCGCAGAAGACGGACGAAGAUGGCGUCGCCCAGUUCCAAACCAUUUUUCCGGGACACUACGAGGGACGGGCACCACACAUUCACGUCAUUAGCCAUUUUAAUGCCACGGCCAGGGCAAACAACACACUCUGGGACUCCCGUGUCACACACGUUGGCCAGGUAUUCUUCGACCAGACCCUCGUCGACAGCGUCAAACAAAUUGAACCGUAUUCCACAAAUAAACAGAACCUGAUGCUGAACGCCGCGGACAACAUCCUGCUGCAGGAGGCUGCAACCUCCGAUCCAUUCUUCAACUACGUGCUGCUAGGAGAAAGCCUCCAGGAGGACGGCAUCUUCGCAUGGUUCAGCUUCGGCGUGAACACCACCUUCACCCGUGAUAUCAUGGCUGCCGCGAUGAGGUUCAAGGAGGGCGGUGAAAUGGUGACGACAAACCCGAAAAUUCCUGGCUUGGACAGAAUUUUCCCCGGCGGGUUUCCGACAGCAUACAACCCCGGGUUCGGAGGGCCUCCUCCAACAGCCCCGACCGGGACCGGGCGUUAG